UCUCGGCCCAUCGCUUUACGCACGAGUUAUAUUUUUACAAUGUAAUCUUUUAGAAACAGACACGACAGUAGUGCGCUUUACAAUACGCAUGUAAGGAUUCUUUAAAACAAGAUGGAAGUAUCUCUUAUUAUUUGGCUUCUACAUUAAUCCCCGCCUGCUAAGAGCUAUUUUUUUUAGAUGAAGUUAGCAUGAUGUAAGUUUCCUGAAGUGAUUUUUCGGAGUGAGUAGACAACCGCCGACCGUAUGUCCUGGUUUGAUUGCAGUUGUAUCACGAAUGACUGAGCUGUGGUCAUCACCAUGGGUACCAAAGUUGUUGUGUGCUGCAGCGUGCUGUACAUUCUGGUUGACAGCAUCAUCACCACUGUCCUGUACACACAUGGAUCCCAGCCUUCCCUUUUUCUAGAUGAUGCUCUACACUUCAAUAUCCUCCGGUCCGUCUUGGACCUCUGGGGCACCGUGCUGCUCCGAGCCUCCCUCCUGCUGGGGGCCUCCAUAGGGGUUUCAUGGAACAAGGAAGAAGGCCCAUUGAGAGUCGCCAAGCUCACCACUUUCAUUCUCUUCCUCUGCAUGGUUGUCAUCACUUACGCCCUGGCCAAGAUGUUGAUGCUGACAGAGAUGGAGCCUCUGAGCCAUCAGCCGUGGUUCUUGAGUUUGAUCGGUUGGACAUGUGCCUCGUCUUUGUGUGUCAUGCUGCUCUGGAGGCAGCUAGGGAAGAAAUCCAGCUUGGUGGGCAGUCACAGCAUCCAAAGCAGCAGCCGUAGUGGAGGAGGAGGAGGCUCUGAGGACACUGAGAAGUUGAUGGAGACAGCUGGUGAAGAGGAUGAGAAGGAGGAGGAGGGUCAGAAAAAGGGGAAAGGCACAAAGAGCGGUUCUGGAGCUACACUGGGACGCUUGCUCAGCUACUGUAAAAAAGAUGCAGGACUACUUUCUGUAGCCGUAUUCUUCCUCCUCAUUUCUGCAUUGUGUGAGGCCUUUAUUCCUUUCUUUUAUGGUAAAGCCAUAGACGGCAUUGUAGUCCACCAGAGCAUGGGCUACUUCGCUAAACCCGUGAUCACACUGGCAGCUCUGGCCUUAGUCAGUUCACUUGCCAUUGGGAUACGAGGGGGAGUGUUCACCCUGAUUAUGGCCAGACUAAACCUUCGUCUUAGGAGUCAUCUUUUCAGAACCUUGAUGAGGCAAGAAAUAGCCUUUUUUGAUGAAAACCACACAGGGGACAUUAUUUCCCGCCUGUCAGCUGACACCACUCAGGUGAGCGACCUGAUCUCCCAGAAUAUAAAUAUUUUCUUGCGGAGCGGCAUCAAAGGCGUUGGCUUCAUCAUCUUCAUGCUCGGGAUGUCCUGGAAGCUUACGAUGGUCGCCAUCAUGGGAUUUCCUUUUAUCGCUCUUGUCUCCAAAGUUUAUGGCAAAUACUACAAGAAACUGAGCAAGGAGGUACAAACAACCCUCGCAGAGGCCAAUAAAAUUGCAGAAGAAACCAUGUCAGCCAUGAGGACGGUGCGCAGCUUCGCAAACGAGACUGGAGAGUCAGAUUCUUACUGUAGCAAGCUCUCAGCCAUGUUCCAGAUCAACAAAAAACAAGCCCUGGCCUAUGCUUGCUACAUGUGGUCCAGCUGUAUCUCAGAGCUGGCCCUGGAGGUUGCCAUCCUGUACUAUGGAGGCCACCUUGUGAUCGCUGGUCAGAUCAGCAGUGGGACUUUGAUUUCUUUUUUUAUAUACAUGUUGGAACUAGGAGAAUGUCUUGGGGAAAUUGCAUCAGUGUACACCGGCCUCAUGCAGGGAGUCGGAGCUGCUGAGAAGGUUUUCGAGUAUUUAGACAGGAAACCCAAACACCCAGCAGACGGCACAGAAGCUCCAGACACAUGCACGGGUCUGGUUGAGUUUAAAGACAUCACCUUUGCUUAUCCAACACGACCUGAGACUGAUAUUCUGCAGGGAGUGUCAUUUGCUCUGCAGCCCGGUGAAGUCACUGCCCUGGUGGGGCCUUCAGGCAGUGGAAAAAGCUCCUGUGUGAGUCUGCUGGAAAACUUCUAUCUCCCACAGCAAGGCCAAGUGCUACUGGAUGGGAAGCCGGUAAACACCUUCCAGCACACCUAUCUGCACUCCAAGGUGGCUCUUGUGAGUCAAGAGCCUGUGCUGUUUGCACGGACAGUAAAGGAGAACAUCACUUAUGGACUGACUGGAGUUCCCAUGGAGGCUGUGGUGCAAGCAGCCAUCAAGGCUAAUGCUCAUGAUUUUAUUACCGCCCUCCCCAAAGGCUAUGAUACUAGUGUUGGUGAAAAAGGCACACAGUUGUCUGGAGGACAGAAGCAAAGGGUGGCCAUUGCACGAGCUCUCAUCCGCAACCCUACAGUUCUCCUCCUGGAUGAGGCAACCAGUGCUCUGGAUGCAGAGAGUGAACACAUGGUUCAGCAGGCUCUGAACAACAUCAUGCAGGAUCAUACAGUCCUAGUCAUUGCCCACCGGCUCAGCACAGUGGAGAAAGCAGACAACAUCAUCGUGAUUGACGGGGGCCAUGUGGUUGAACAGGGAACCCACAGUCAUCUGAUGGCUACUAGCAGGCUCUAUUCUAAAAUGGUGCAGAGGCAAGUGUUGGGCAUGGAGACUGGAGCAGGAGUCUUAAAUUCACCUGGAAAUUCCUGGAAAGGUGGUGGAGGAAGGACUCGCAGAAGACAGAGCAGUAGCAGCAGCACUUCUAGCGGGGCGGAGUGCACCCCUCGCUACUGAAAAGGAAAAUACUGUGGGUAGAGUUUGGGCUAAAGGGUCUCAGGGGUUUCACUCCUUUGCCAUUGGAAAAUGGGAAAUAACUAAUCAUGAAGAACCUGUAACAGUCCAGUCAUUCCUGCAUGUUUGAUGUGGACUCUUAUCAUGUUUGUGACACUAAAGCUAAAUGAAUAGAGGAGCUGUACCAAAAAGAAAACAAAGAUAGGACCUCUGCUGGAAUAAAUGUGUUUAUUAAAGGAAAACAGUACAUACUCUGUUAAAAUAAACAUAUAAAUCUAUUUAGGUUUUUUUUUAAGGUCUUUAUUAUUUAUGUAAAGUCCCAAUCUGAUGAAAAUUGUAUUGUGGUUUUUUUAACAUGUACUUGUGGCUUUAUCUGAUGACAAAGGAUGUAUAUUAUAAAUUAAGUUCAAAAUUGCA
Molecule: messenger RNA, 3138 nt
Organism: Oryzias latipes (Japanese medaka)
Lineage: Eukaryota; Metazoa; Chordata; Actinopteri; Beloniformes; Adrianichthyidae
Gene: abcb9
Product: ATP-binding cassette, sub-family B (MDR/TAP), member 9
Biological process (GO): transmembrane transport
Cellular component (GO): membrane
Molecular function (GO): ABC-type oligopeptide transporter activity; ATP hydrolysis activity; ATP binding
Source: RefSeq, a predicted model, not a curated record